UUCAAAAGCAUUCAAAAGGAUAAUCGCACUAAAACAUUACUGACACAAAGGGAAAUCAAUAAACCGCGGAACCAAAGCGGAUUGAUUUUCAGAAAACUAGAACGCACCUAAAUUUCACUUGGUUGUAUUCAGAAAGAGGAGUUUGUUGCCUAGCAGCGGGAGUUGUCCUCUCAUUCGCCCGUGGGAUCCGCUCACUGAACAUUUUUAAAACAGUGCUGCAAGUAGCCUACCUGCGCCAGCAGAACCAAGAGAACAUUGCUUUGCAGCGGGUAAAGCUGGAACGUUUCAGGAUGUGCAUUUGCUUAGCAAGGCUUAUGUAGCACAUGGGCCAAAUCAUUUUAAUUAUGAACAUCGUCGGUACCUAAUUUGUUUUUGUAAUUAAAUUUUUUUUUUGUUUUUUACGGAUUGCCGUGGUAAUAUCCAGUUUUCCGUUUCAUAUAGGCUACAUGUGAGUCGAAAACGCAUUGCUGGAAGUGGAAGAUGACCAUCCUUAAUUCUUUUCAAAUUUAAAAUGACAACAACUUUCAGUAUAUAGGUCCCCUGUAGGAAUCCUCAUCAUGACCAGUCAUUCCUCCAGCCCCAUGGAGGUCUUUGGGGACUGUGGCUCCCUGCUAUCUCUGGAGUCCAGCGUGUUCUACAGCGAGCCCCUGCUGCCCAGUGAGGACUCGCUCGACUUCUUUAUCAUCAAUGUGGGCGGCAGCCGCUAUGUGUUGUCCCAGAAGUUGCUGUCAUCAUAUCCAGAGACGCGCCUGGGCAAGUUGGCCCUCUCCCCCACCCGUGACUCUGCCCUGGACCUCUGCGACGACGUCAACCUCCUGGAGAACGAGUUCUUCUUCGACCGCAACGCCCAGGCCUUCCGCUACAUCAUGAACUACUACAAGACGGGCCACCUGCACGUGAUGGAGGAGCUCUGCGCUGUGUCCUUCCUGCAGGAGAUUGAGUAUUGGGGCAUUGACGAGCUGAGCAUCGAUGCCUGCUGCCGCGAGAGGUACUACCGGAGGAAGGAGAUGAAGGAGUCACUGGACAUCCGCCAGGAGGCUGAGACGACAGGCGGGGAAGAGGAGGACUUCUCGGGCGUGGUCUGUGAGGGCCUCCGGCAGAGGCUGUGGGAGGUUAUGGAGAAGCCAGACUCCUCGCCGGUGGCCAAGACCUUCGGCACGCUGUCCAUGUUCUUCGUGGUGAUCUCCAUCAUCAACAUGGCGCUGAUCUCGCUGGACUUCGGAACGCUGGGCCCACCGUUCCUGGAUGCCCUCGAGUAUGUGUGCAUUGUGUGGUUCACGACAGAGCUGGCCCUCAGGUUUGCCUGUGUCAAGGAUAAGUGCAAGUUCAGCAGGAGCGUCGUCAACAUCAUCGACCUGCUCGCCAUCCUGCCCUUCUAUGUGACGCUGGUGGUAGAGAGCCUCCAUGGCGGGUCCUCGGAGCUGGAGAACGUGGGGCGCGUGGUGCAGGUGCUCCGUCUUAUGAGGUCGCUUCGAAUGCUGAAAUUGGGGAGACACUCCACAGGCCUUAAGUCCCUUGGCAUGACGAUUGCCCAGUGCUAUGAGGAAGUGGGCCUGCUGAUGCUCUUCCUCUCGGUGGGCAUCUCCAUCUUUGCCACAAUGGAAUACGCGGUGGAGCACGACCUGCCCGGCACCACGUUCACCAACGUUCCGAGCGCCUGGUGGUGGGCCACCACCUCCAUGACCACUGUGGGCUAUGGCGACAUUCGGCCCGACACCACAGUGGGCAAGGUCAUCGCCUUCCUCUGCAUCCUGUCGGGCAUCCUCAUCCUGUCGCUGCCCAUUGCCAUCAUCAACGACCGCUUCUCGGCCUGUUACUUCACGCUGAAGAUGAGGGACGCGGCGCUGCGCCACAGCGAGGCCCUGAAGAGGCUGACCCGCAGCUCCGCCUCCGACGUGUCGCUCAGCGUCAACCUCCGCGACGUCUACGCCCGCAGCGUGAUGGAGAUGCUCCGGCUGCAGGGGCGAGAGAGGGCUAGCACGCGCAGCAGCGGCGGGGACGAGCUCUGGUGGUAGA
Molecule: messenger RNA, 2016 nt
Organism: Anguilla rostrata (American eel)
Lineage: Eukaryota; Metazoa; Chordata; Actinopteri; Anguilliformes; Anguillidae
Gene: kcnv1
Product: potassium voltage-gated channel modifier subfamily V member 1
Exons: 3
Coding region: 558-2015 (485 amino acids)
Biological process (GO): potassium ion transmembrane transport; protein homooligomerization
Cellular component (GO): voltage-gated potassium channel complex; membrane
Molecular function (GO): voltage-gated potassium channel activity; protein binding
Source: RefSeq, a predicted model, not a curated record